ACUCCUCCUCAUCAGUCAAAACAGGCUCCAUCGUGUCCGAUUCUCAAAGAACUCGCUCCUUUCUCUCCACACCGUCUUCUUCUCCGAUCAAUCUCUCAUCGACCAGAUCGAAUUUCCACCCGUCUAUAUCUAUCACUCACUCCUCCUCCUCGUCUGAUUUUGCAAGAUGAGCAUGAAGGCUACGAUUCUGAUAUUAGGGCUCGUAUGGAGCUUCCAGGCAGCGUUAGGGAUUAGAUUCGUCAUAGACAGAGAAGAAUGUUUCUCCCACAAGGCUGAAUACGAAGGCGAUACACUUCAUGUCUCUUUCGUCGUCAUCAAGUCUGAUUCUCAAUGGCAUUUUAACGAGGAUGGUGUAGAUCUUGUGAUACACGGCCCAACAGGGGAACAGAUUCAUGACUUCAGGGAGCAGAUAAGUGCCAAGCACGACUUUGUUGUCCAAAAGAAAGGGGUUUACCGUUUCUGUUUCACUAACAAGUCUCCUUAUCAUGAAACCAUUGACUUCGAUGUACAGCUUGGUCACUUUGCAUACUACGACCAGCACGCAAAGGACGAGCAUUUCACUCCCUUGAUGGAGCAAAUAUCAAAGUUAGAGGAGGCUCUUUACAACAUCCAGUUCGAGCAACACUGGUUAGAGGCUCAGACCGAUCGUCAAGCUAUCGUGAACGAGAACAUGAGCAAAAGAGCAGUACACAAAGCGUUGUUCGAGUCGUUUGCAUUGAUCGGUGCAAGUGUCCUCCAAGUUUACCUUCUGCGUCGCUUGUUUGAACGCAAACUCGGCAUGUCUCGUGUCUAAAUUAGUAUUUUCCUCCUAAGUUACCAUAUAAUAUUUACGUAGCUCUUUUUUUACAGACAAAUGUAGUUCACUGGAUGAUUUGCGUUUUCUCAUGUUUAAGAAUAUUAUCCACUCAAUGGUUAUGACUUAGACA
Raphanus sativus (radish) is the source of this 926-nucleotide messenger RNA. Its product is annotated as transmembrane emp24 domain-containing protein p24beta2. The coding region runs from base 167 to 793 and encodes 208 amino acids. Gene Ontology annotation, cellular component: COPII-coated ER to Golgi transport vesicle; endoplasmic reticulum-Golgi intermediate compartment; Golgi apparatus. The record is from RefSeq and is a predicted model, not a curated record. Lineage: Eukaryota; Viridiplantae; Streptophyta; Magnoliopsida; Brassicales; Brassicaceae. The transcript has 5 exons. Gene Ontology annotation, biological process: Golgi organization; endoplasmic reticulum to Golgi vesicle-mediated transport; intracellular protein transport.